GGGAAAAGAAACUUCGAGAGCUCGUGUUCUCGAUCCCACCUCGGUCUCGCCGACGAUGGCGUCCGCUGUCAAAUCCCUCGUGCAAUCGCUCAAGAGGUACUUUAAGAAGCCAUGGGAGAUCACCGGGCCCUGCUCCGAUCCCGAGUACCGGAGCGCCCUCCCCAUGGCCACCGAGUACCGCCGCUUCUGCCCCGCCACCGCGCCUGCCAAGGCCUGCAUCCCUACCUGCGAGCCCGAGACCGUGUUCGAUAUCAAGUACUACACGCGUGAUCGCCGCCGUAACCGCCCCCCCGUCCGCCGGACCGUCAUCAGGAAGGCCGACGUUGAGCGGAUCAUGACCGCCAAGACCUUCGGCCCCGACGAUUUCCCCAAGGUCUACCUCACAGAAAGGGUGGAGGAGGACUACGACGCUCGCGGCGGCGGGUACCAGAAAUAAAGCUGGUGUCAUAGAGCUGUCUAUUUCUGGUCUGAAACUGUAUUACUGCUACUGGGUUGAUUUGGAAAAGUGUCAUCUUACCAACCAUGCGUUCAUUGAGCUGUUAGAAUAAAUUUGGAAAAAUCUGCUACAAUAAUUCACUAGAAAUGCUUUUUUUAGUUGCAGGAGAAUGAUUUGUACAAAUAAAUGAAUUAAUUUCUGAGUGUCUUGUCUUCUCCAACUGUGUGUAUUGUUAAUGUUAGUUCUUGUAUAUUUGAAGGUAGACUUCAGGACUUUUUUCAUCAUCUGAAUGAUCAAGUUCCAGACAUGGAACCAAAUUCUAUUUAUUUAUACAAGUAAUUCCUA
Musa acuminata subsp. malaccensis (wild Malaysian banana) is the source of this 781-nucleotide messenger RNA. RefSeq lists its product as uncharacterized. The record is from RefSeq and is a predicted model, not a curated record. Lineage: Eukaryota; Viridiplantae; Streptophyta; Magnoliopsida; Zingiberales; Musaceae.